AUCUAUUUGAUUAACACGUUUUGAAUACUGAAUCGAUAGAAAAACAGAGAGGGUGUCAAAAUAACUGUUCCUGAACUUCGUCGAAUGACCUAAAUGGGGUAGCUUCCCAAGUCACAAGGUCAUUUGGCGGCCUUUCAACAAACUUUACUGGAUGGACGAGAAUUGUGAUGACAGUUGUAAAAUCAGACAGUUUGACUUCAGGAAAGUCCUCGAAAACACCUGCUGGUGGCUCUUGGGGGGAAGUCAGUGCCCAGUAUUCGGAAGAUUACCAUGAAGAAGCAUCCGGUUGUUCAGAAUAUCUAAAUAAUAUUCAGUAUUCGGAAGAUUAUCAUGAAGAAGCAUUCGGCUGUUCAGAAUAUCUGAAUAACAUCCAGCUUAUUGAGAAGGUGCAAGCUAUGGCAAAUAGAGCUGAAGAAGUUGCACGUCAUUUAUGGAUGAGUGGAUGGGAAGUGGUGAACUUUCAUAGAUUGCCUGCAUGGUUAAAAGACAACGAUAUGUUGCUACAUGGUCAUCGACCUCAGUUAAACAAUGUAUGGGCUUGUUUAAAGUCCAUAUUUCGUAUUCAUACUGAAACUGGUAAUAUAUGGACACAUCUUAUAGGUUGUUUCAGCUUUACCGUCAUAUUAGUCUUUGUACUUUCACAGCCAAGCAGCUUAUUACAAUGGCAGGAUAAACUUGUUUACUCAGUGUUCAUUGUUGGAGCAGUAUGCUGUCUAGGAUUCUCCUGUCUUUUUCAUACAAUAUCUUGUCAUUCUGAGCAUGUGGCAAAAAUUAUGAACAAUUCCAAAGUCAUCAAAUUUUCCAUGUAUUCGUCAUUGCUGCAGCGUUUGUUCACUAUCAUGGAGUAGUUCAACUUUCUACCUAUAGAUUAUCAGAAGGUGAUUGUCGUCCAUCGGAUGAGAUUCUUACCAAGGAAAAUUUCAGUAUACCCUCGUAUAUAUUACAUGUUAUUAAUAACCCUUGAGUAAAAGAAUGCAAAUCAAUGUCGAAGCUUAACAAAUGCUAAUACAUAUCAGUCGAAUGGUAAAGAAGGCAAUCUUAAGGGAGAAUAAAACUCGUCAAAUAAUUGUUAUUGCAUGUUUUUUUUCUUGUUGCUACCAUUAGUUGCGCUGUUUCUCGACAAGCUAUUGUGAUAUGCAUACGUAUGUUACAAAAUGAACAUUAAUGAAUUAACUAAGAUACCUGAACAACUGGCAAGAAUGUUUAAUUAUCAUUAACCUGAUUUGUUUUUCUAAAACAUAGAGAUGUAAAGUAAAACAAAACAAUCUCUAUCUGGAUCAGUUAGUUUCCCUCUAAUUUUAAAACUUCAGAUUUUAAAAUUAUGAAUUUUGUUUCCUUUUUUUUAAAAAAGAACCUAUUUUAACUUAAUCGUUUUUGUGGGGGGGGACAUUUAGUUCUUUAGUAAUAAAUGAAUAUAUCUGUGCUCAUUGUACUCAGGAUACUAGUUUUUCUUAUAUAUCAGUACUUUGAUGUAAACUUGAGAAAAACAGGUUUACAUUCAACUACCACAACUAUUUUUACCAACAGUUAAUUCACAGAACGUUUUCCUGUUCCACAAUAGUGAACUAUUGAUAAGCUUCUGUAUGGUUGGUUUUAUUUGUUAAGCAAUUUUCACGUUAUUUUCUGUUUACUAACGGUAAGUAUGUAUAAAUUGUGUAGUCUUCUUUCAGUUUAUGUCACUCAUAUUACAUGGAACUUCGUAAUUAUUUGGCGCAUUUUAGAAUCUAUUUUUUGUAUUUACGUGUUCAUCUUUUUCUUUCAGUUAAUGCCGCUAAUCGGUUUCUUAUCUGAAAUGUUAUAAAUUAUUGUUGCAUUACGAAACAAUAAUUUAAAAGACUAAAUAUAUGUUAGGAUAGUAGGAAACUCCAGAUUGUAUUUAGUGUGAUAUCUGUUCAGUAUAAUAUUCUCUUGUAUCAGUUUGGUGUGUUACUCAUUUAAUAUAACAUACAGCACUCGUUUGUUUAUAUUCAGUUUAAAA
This is a messenger RNA of Schistosoma haematobium, 1978 nucleotides long. RefSeq names its product Adiponectin receptor protein 1. Gene Ontology annotation, molecular function: signaling receptor activity. The record is from RefSeq and is a predicted model, not a curated record. NCBI's taxonomy places the organism in Eukaryota, Metazoa, Platyhelminthes, Trematoda, Strigeidida, Schistosomatidae. The coding region runs from base 168 to 848 and encodes 226 amino acids. The transcript is spliced from 5 exons. Gene Ontology annotation, cellular component: plasma membrane. Gene Ontology annotation, biological process: adiponectin-activated signaling pathway.